Molecule: messenger RNA, 1642 nt
Organism: Nerophis ophidion (straightnose pipefish)
Lineage: Eukaryota; Metazoa; Chordata; Actinopteri; Syngnathiformes; Syngnathidae
Gene: anp32b
Product: acidic (leucine-rich) nuclear phosphoprotein 32 family, member B
Exons: 7
Coding region: 188-985 (265 amino acids)
Biological process (GO): regulation of apoptotic process
Cellular component (GO): nucleus
Molecular function (GO): histone binding
Source: RefSeq, a predicted model, not a curated record
UGUUUCAGUCCCGUUUCCCUCCAUGGUUUCUCCUCUCCGACUAACUUAGCGGUGGCUCACUUCAUUAUACAGUCCCCUAUAUUCUCCCUCCGUUAGGGCAUCUCCACGCUCGGACCGACGAUCCCGGCGACACGCACGCAACCGCAACACCCCGAGAGAGAGAGGAAAAGUUUGACUUCCAGCGGUAAUGGUGUUUAUUCAAGAGAGGAUCCAAUUGGAGCGAAGAAACAGGGCACCGUCUGAAGUACAUGCACUCGUCCUGGACAACUGUCGAACGGACGAUGGAAACAUUGAAGGCCUCACAGAUGAGUUUGUCAACCUGACGUUCCUCAGUUUGAUAAAUGUCGGCAUAACGUCAAUCUCCAAAAUACCAAAACUAGAAAAACUCAAAAAGCUGGAGUUGAGCGACAACAGAAUCAGUGGCGGGCUAGAGGUCUUAGCGCUCAAACUCCCCAACCUCACACAUCUAAACCUGAGCGGCAACACAUUGAAAGAAAUCAGCACUUUGGAACCAUUGAAAAAGCUGAAACACCUGAAAAGUUUGGACCUGUUCAACUGUGAAGUCACCAACCUGAACGACUACAAGGACAGCGUCUUCAAACUCCUCCCCCAGCUCACGUACCUGGACGGCUAUGACAACGAGGACAAGGAGGCCUCCGACUCUGACGGAGAGGUGGACGGAGACGGCGUGGAUGACGAUGACGACGAAGAUGAGGAAGACGAGGACGGAGAGGAGGAGGACUUUGACGAGGAAGACGACGACGAGGAGGACGAGGAGGAGGUAGAGGGAGACGAGGACGACGAUGAGGUCAGCGGAGAGGAUGAGGAGGAAGACUACGGACCGGACGGGGAAGUUGAUGACGAGGAGGAAGAUGAGGAGGAAGACGAAGCAGAGGCCGAUGCCCACAAAGGCGAAAAGAGAAAGCGAGACCCAGAUGACGAAGAAGACGAAGAGGACGACGAUGACGAUGAAGAAGAUGAUUAGAAGCGAAAUGAGAGCCGACCGACCUCCUCUUCAUCCACCCGCACCCCCCCACAAACCCGAACAUCCACCCCUCCUACAAUUUGCAACCCCCACCACCCGCCUCUUCCCCUUCCCAAGCUCUGAGCUCUGUUUUUGGGGCAAGACUGUACUGGAUGGGUGGGGUCGUGUGGAACAACCACCGUCCUCCCCUUAAAACCCACUUCUUUUUUUUUUUCCCUCCUCACCAUCUUUUUCGAACUGAGUUACAAGCCCCCCCUCGCCCCUAACAGCCCCAAGGUUCUCAGGCAGCCCACCACUUAGCAUUCCACAUUUUCACUGUCAAAUCCCGCGUUAUGUAUUCCGUGUGAGGACUUUGGGACUGUUCUAGUUUUGGGUCUGUGCUUUUUCCUGAAUUUGUUGGCGGAAAUUUCUCAUUUUGUCGUCGCUGUUUGGUUUAAAGGUUUUUUUUUUUGUAUUAUUUUGUCUGUUUUCCGUUUACUCCCCACCCCCAAUCCACCCUACCCCCAAUAAAAUUAUUGCUAUAGCAGCUGUGCAACCAGUGAGCCAUACUUUUUUUGUUUCGGUGUGGCCACCUGUUGCACAAAUCCAAGGUUGUAGCUACAUUUUUACUUUCUGUAUGACAAUAAAACAAGUUUGUAAAUAAAAUGUUAACAUUUA